ACAAACCCUCACCCUCCAGACUCUUUUGCUUUUACUCCCUGCAUACACGACCUUGCUCUUAACAAAUCCAACUAGCAUUAGCUGCAGCUACAAUGGAGACCAUCACCAACCUUGCCUCUACUGCUACUACAGCAGCUUCCAAGCUCAUCUACGGCGACCAGACACACAACAAUGAGACUGCUGGCAAGGAGCCAAUCUCGGGCGAGAAAGGCUCUGGAACCGCAACCGACCCCUACGACAAGGGCAAUGCUGCAACCCCCCUAGCCACAGCUGACAAGACCGACUAUCUUGACUCAUCGAAUAACGAGACGGCCGGAAAGGAGCCUGUGUCCGGAGCAUUGGGCAACGGCACUGUUAGCGAGCCGUUUGACCAGGGCAACAAUGCCAAGGCGACUGAAAACGCAGCCGAGAAGACGUCUCGUUCGGAUUCUUUCUUGAAGCUGGACCCCGUCCACCAAACCCAGGCUGAGACAAACACCUCUGCUCCCACCGUCGACUCUGCUAGCAAGAACGACACUUCCAACGUCGGCAUGCCCAUUACCUCCCUCGCUCCUGAUACUGCUGUAUUGAGCAACAACUCCACAUCGAGCGCAACAGAGGCCGUUGGCGUUACCGACAAGGUUUGGAAGGACACCCCGCUAGAUGACAUCAGCCGCUCAGGUGCUCCAGGAGCUGGCCCUACAGCACCCAGCCAUGUCACUCCUGCGACCCCCGGCCUUGAUGCGAAUACCGCUACCACCACCUCUUCUGAUGCCGCUAUCAAGACUUCAGCCCCCGACUCAGUGACGGCUUCGUCCGGUCUUUACUCUGGCUCCGAGCCUCAGCGUUCAGAAACUGAUGCUGGUCUCAACAAGACCGAGGCGGAGAAGGAAGCCGAGAAACGUGAUACUCCAGCAUGGACCGACACAGGUGUGACUUCAGAUAGCAGCAAGUACGAAGAGGACGUUGCCAAGCAAAAUGCCGCUUCUCCAAAGGAGUCCAAGAGCGUAGCUGAGACGGAGACUGGUCGCAAGUUGUCGUCUGAUAGCCAUGAGGAGAAGGGCGGCAAGAUGUCGCACCUGAAGGAGAAGAUGAAGAACAAGCUUCACAUUGGCUCCAAGGACAAAUAAGCUUAGAUGCUUCUGCUGCUCUACACUGCGAGGUGCUGGUAAGAGCAGCAUCUGUUUGAUGAAGGACGAGAUUUGAUACCACGGCAACGACAGCCAUACUUACGAAGAAGAUUCUUGUAAUGACCUUUCUUUAGAUAGUAAUCUAAUGAAUUAAGCUAAGUUGAGCUUCCUUG
Molecule: messenger RNA, 1282 nt
Organism: Bipolaris maydis ATCC 48331
Lineage: Eukaryota; Fungi; Ascomycota; Dothideomycetes; Pleosporales; Pleosporaceae
Source: RefSeq, a predicted model, not a curated record